AUGACGGACACUACUUUGUCAACAAGCACCACCAACGCAGCCAACAUGGAGCAGCAAGCGGCGACUCUGCUGCAGACGUUGAAACGUCCCGCUGCGCCAUCCGAGGCCAAGAUCCAGCAACUACAGGCGCUCAAAUCAGACGUCAAACAUUACCGCGUGCCGGAAAGCGCGCAGUCGAUCAUCUUCGAGUGCAUCAAGGCCGCCAUCACCCAGCAGGCCUCCGCGACCCUCGCCAGUACUGCCUUCUCCACCCUCGGCCAUCUGCUAAAGCGACUUAACAUCCAGGAUGCCUCGGGUCAUGCCAUCCGCCAGCUUGCGCCGCGCCUUUUCCCGGCCAUUCAGGACAGACUAAACGACUUGCGCGAACCUGUGCGCAUUGCCGCAGCGCAGGCGCUUACAGACUUGUUUCCAUAUUGUGCAGGAGACGUGGAGCAGAUCGUACUGGACGAGGCCAUCGGUGGUUCCAAUGCACGAGCCAAGGAGACUGGGAUGAAAUGGGUGGUGAAGAUGCACAACGAGGAGGCCAUGCCAUUCAAGGGCUACGUCUCGUCAAUUGUCGCGCGACUGGAGGAUGCGGAUGGGACAGUGCGCGAAGCUGCAAAGGCUGUCUUGAUCGAGCUGUUCAGCAAAGCGCCCGACAGAGCCAAGACAGACCUGAAGAAACAACUGAAGGCACACUCCGUACGGCACUCCAUCGCAACUCAGAUAUUGGCAGCUUUGGACCCACCGCCGCGAAUACACACUGGAAACGACAGCGAGCCUGAUCUAACCACCUCGACCAGAUCCUUGCCAGCCGUCGACCACAUUGCACACUUUGCUGAGACGCUCAACAGUGAAGCUGCGCAACCGCCGCCGGUCGAGACCGUGCCAAUGGAUCCGAUAUACGUGCACACUCAGAGGGAGCUGGAAGACACGUUCCGCGACAUGCUCCCCCACUUCGAGGGCAAGGAGACAGAGCAGAACUGGAUGCCACGCGACAAAGCGGUACUCAAGAUACGACGUCUGCUAAAGGGAAACGCGGCCAACGAGUUCCACGGGGCUUUCAUGGCAGGCAUCAAGAGCUGUGUCGAGGGCAUGCUAAAAGUUGCGAACUCGCUGCGCACAACCAUGUCCUCAAACGGCUGCCAGUUGAUUCAGGAGCUUGCAAAGACCCUUGGACCAGCCUUGGAUCCUCAUGUCGAGAUAUUAUUGCAAUCAUUCAUCAAAAUGAGCGCCGCGACAAAACACAUAGCAGCGGAGAACGGCAGAAUUACCGCUGACCUGAUUUUCCAAAAUUGUUCAUAUCACGUACAAAUGAUGCGGCACAUAUGGAUCGCCGCGCAGGAGAAGAACGCUCAAGUGAGACAGUACGCACCGGACUGGCUGAGGACUGUGCUGAAGCGUCAGUCGAGCUACAAGCAUGGAUUUGAAAGUUCUGGCGGGUUAGAACUCGCCGAAAAGUGCUUGAAGAAGGGGCUCGAUGACGCGAAUCCGAAGGUGAAAGAAGGCAAUCGUACCGCGUUCUGGCAGUUCAGUAAGACAUGGCCUGAAAAGGCGGAGGCAAUCAUGUCGAAACUCGACCCCAAGAUGWAGACGGCGCUGGAGCGACAUCCACACAAUCCUCACGCAGCUCUUCACCAAUCGCAUAGUGCGGUUGUCGCAACUGCGCGUCCUGCAGGUACAUCAAGUCGGACCGCGCUACGGGAGAUGCUGGCAGAGCAGAGAAAGGCCAAAGCUGCAGGAAAGGUCCCGGCUCGUCCAAACUCUGCGAUGGCCGACCUUUCCCCUGUAAAGUCCAGGACGACGCCUGCAGGGAGCGCCAAUGCUCGUGGUCCUUCCAAUCUAUCAAAAGUUACAAACCGGAAUGUCUCGUCAACAUCCAACGCAUCAGCAGCUGAUCCUUCCGCGGCGACGAAGAAGGGUAGUUCCCUGAUGUCAGGACCCGUACGAAGGCCGCGGAGGCCUGAGGUCCCAAGGCCCCAGACGGCCGAWCCAUACAGUUCGAGAAGAAUGCUCCGGCCUGAGACACCGGCAAGCAAUGCAAGCCCUGCUGGGAGCCCUGGGAGGGGAACUGGUGCAUCUAAAGCUUCGUUCGCGUCUUCAACUGCCCGAAACAGAGCAAAGGCCACAGAUAUCGCAGCAGGAAGCCCAGUAGACAGCCCAGUCAAGCGUAGCCCAGGUCUUCCACGUGGCCAUUACCAGAACGGUCCAGAUUCCAGGCCGACGAGCAAGGGCAGCGUUGGGWCAAACGCAGGAAACACAAGCAGUGCUCGAGAUGACCACUUCUCUAUGGCUGUGCCUAUCAAUGGAGCUUCAAAUCGUGGCGCGUUCUCCCCGGGCCACAAGAGGGCUACUGGCCAGUCAGCGUCGAUGGACAGUGGCAUCCCGCAGAUGACUGACGACGAAGGAUUCACCAUGGUAAUCCCGGAUCUCGGUGGAAGUCAGUCACGGGCACGCUCGCCUCUCGCGUACCGUAACCCUAUGAAGGCUAUGUUCGAUGAUGCGCGAGAGAGAGUGGGCAAGCUCUCGCCCGAAACCGAACGAUACAUACGGAAGCCAAGUGACGAGGAGGCUAGUCAACAGGGUGGCCCAGUCAGAUCUCCCGCUCCUCAAGCUGAAGAAGUGCACAUCUACGAGGACCCUUUCACCGAGGACGAAGCCCGAGGCGGGGCGUCUGAAGACCGCAAAGUCCUGGGUGAAUUACCUGUGAAUGAGAACGUUCGCUUAGGGAGCCCGACCUUGAGUGUUGGGUCGAACACAAGCCCUUCGAGCAGUCCGCGCCAUGAGGAGUCGCAGGUUCCCACCAUAUCGACUCCUCAAGAUCGCACAGAUGCCAUGCGGAAUCGAAAGCUGUUGGACUCAGGAAUUCAGCGCAUUCGAUCGAAAGCACUCGAUGCUCACGGGUUCCGACGUGUGCAGGAACUUGUCCGGUCCAAGACCGAUAUUUGGGAUGGCGGCAAGAAAUACGAUGAGCUCAUGGCCGUACUUCUGGACUACCUGCGAACGUUCGAUCGAGACGUGAAGCUAAACCAGCAGCCUCACAAAGCCGCUGGAUUGAAGACGCAAGCGCUUGGACUGGUUCGUGCGCUUCUAGCAUUGUUUCGGAAAGAUGCGGUGGCAUGGCAUGGCAAAGCUCUGGUGUCUGUGCUGGUAUGCAGGCAGGGGAUCGACGGCAGUAGCCAUGUCCUGGCGGAUGUGCAACGAACAGCAGACGAGAUCGUUCUGGAAGCUGCGCCGGAGUCAUGCAUAGAUGCGAUUCUCGCAUUUCUGCCAACAGCCGCGGAUGAAGAAACGUCCCCUCACUCUGUUGCCAUGGCGCUUGGUGUGCUCCGACAGCUGCUCACGGCGGCUAAAGACCGGGAAAUCGAUCUGGGAGAUGAGAGAAAAGCGAACGUCGCACGUACUACUGCAAGUCACCUGGGAGACGCUGACUCUGAAGUCCGCAAGGCGGACGUCGAGCUCGCCAGCGAGCUGUUCGAUAUUUUCGGGCCUGCCAAGGGAGAGUUCUGGACCCAGUUCAAGGGUGUUGAUGAAGGACGGCUUGGGUUAUUGACAUAUUACAUUGCGAAGAAGAGCAAGUCUGUCACUCCGUGA
Ramularia collo-cygni is the source of this 3573-nucleotide messenger RNA. RefSeq names its product related to Protein STU1. The record is from RefSeq and is a predicted model, not a curated record. Gene Ontology annotation, molecular function: microtubule binding. Gene Ontology annotation, biological process: astral microtubule depolymerization; mitotic spindle assembly. Bases 1 to 3573 code for a protein of 1190 amino acids. Gene Ontology annotation, cellular component: spindle microtubule; mitotic spindle; microtubule organizing center. The transcript has a single exon. Lineage: Eukaryota; Fungi; Ascomycota; Dothideomycetes; Mycosphaerellales; Mycosphaerellaceae.